UUUAACCCUUUGUGCGCCCGCCCCGAACGCUUUUUUCGCUCUAGCUUGGGCUCAAGCGGAGUUUCUCAGCGCCUGUGAGAUGCCGGCUGGGGGAUUCUGGGAGCUGCGGUGCACAAGCCUUAAAGCCCCCUGGAGUCGAUGCCCUCCAUCCAGCAGGGCUUAGCGCCUGCGACCGCCUCUCUUCGCUGCCAGAGCCUGCGAGGGUCCCCGGGCUCGAAGGUUCCUUUGCUCGGCGAGGAUCGGACAGCUCCGGCUCGCGCGGCAGUCAAGACCGCCCGCCGCAGUUGCGAAAGUUGCGAAACAGCCCGUCCCUUAGGGAGCCCCGCCUCUCGGUCGUGGCGCAUGCGCAGCGCGGGGCUGGGAACCGCCUCGGACCACAACUCCCGUCAUCCCGCGGGAGCCGCCGCGUCCCGGCGCGCGCGUCUCGGCCCCGCCCCGCGCUGGUGCCCGCCCCCCCGCCCGUUCCCCCCCCGCCCGUCAGUCGGCGGCGGCGGCGAAGAUGGCGAAGACCUACGACUACCUCUUCAAGCUGCUGCUGAUCGGCGACUCGGGCGUGGGCAAGACCUGCCUGCUCUUCCGCUUCAGCGAGGACGCCUUCAACACCACCUUCAUCUCCACCAUCGGAAUUGACUUUAAAAUCAGAACAAUAGAACUGGAUGGGAAGAAAAUCAAACUGCAAAUAUGGGACACCGCAGGCCAGGAGAGAUUCCGCACCAUCACAACAGCCUAUUACAGGGGGGCCAUGGGGAUAAUGCUGGUUUAUGAUAUCACCAAUGAAAAGUCUUUUGACAACAUUAAGAACUGGAUCAGGAACAUAGAAGAGCACGCUUCUUCGGAUGUGGAAAGGAUGAUCCUGGGCAACAAAUCUGACAUGAAUGAGAAAAGGCAAGUUUCAAAGGAAAAAGGAGAAAAGUUAGCAAUUGACUACGGCAUCAAAUUUCUGGAAACCAGUGCAAAGUCCAGCAUCAAUGUGGAAGAGGCUUUCUUCACCCUUGCACGGGACAUUAUGACAAAGCUCAACAAAAAAAUGAACGACAACAUUUCGGCAGGUGCAAGCGGGCCCGUGAAAAUCACAGAGAGCCGGUCAAAGAAGAGCAGCUUCUUUCGAUGCUCGCUGCUUUGAUGAACUUCUCCUCAGAGACUGCAGCAUACCUAGAACAAAAAAAAAAUACCUUUUCCUGCUUCUCUGAAAGCACAGGCUCCCCCAGCCUCAGAGCUGUUACCGCCCGGCUGCUGCUGAGGGCUCUGCUUGGACCUAGAAUGGGCUAAACCGAGAGAAUGGAUGGGACUCUCUCCGUUGGCCGCCAUCGCCAGCCUCCCCACUCCGAGACAUGGAAGCUGUGAAGUUGAGAAACUCCCACAUGCCGGAGCUCCGUUUCCUUCCUUCCUUCCUUCCUUCCUUCCUCUUUCUUUCUUUCUUUCUUUCUUUCUUUCUUUCUUUCUUUCCCUCUCUCUCUCUCUCUCUCUCUCUCUCUCUCUCUCUCUCUUUCUUUCUUUCUUUCUUUCUUUCUUUCUCUGCCUGCUUCAAAAACUGCUGAGUAUUUUCUUUGCACAUCUCUGUUAGUCCUUGGUUGAAAGUUAGGGCCAGGUCAUUAGAGGCACAGGGUACUUGGUUGGUGGGCUAGUCUUGGAGGCCUCCUUGCAGGCUUGGUCCGUUUCCUUUUUUUCUUUUCAGCAACCACAAACCUCUUUGUUUAUCAAGGGCUGACCCUGCCCACCCCAGGGACAGCUGGGGCCUCUAGGGCUGGGCGGGGAUGGGGUGGGGGGAGGCUUUGCUACCUGAGACAGCAGCCCACCCUCCUGGUGCAGAUUGUUGACCUGCAGUCCAGAAGGGAGGCUGGCUGGAAGACCCCCGGGCUCCGUGGCCUCGGAAGGGGAACUGCUACUGGUGGGAAAUGGGGGUACACGUAGGGUGGGCACACAUUCUGAAUCUUUUCCCCCCAGGGAUGCCACCAUAAUGUGGAUGUGGAACACCCAAACCACUUAAAAGCUCCUGUGGGGCUCGGAUGGUUUAACAAAUACACAAUCCUGUGUAGGUCAAGAUAAGUUUGCUUGUCUGACAGCAGGAUGUCCCUUUUGUGGGUCCUGACUGUCCCCCUCGCCCUUCACUGCAUUUCCCUCGUUCCUUAAUCUGGCUCUGCGAAGGCUUGGGGUCUGUUUCCAAGCAUCUGGUUGAACCCAGGACCCAGUUUUCCUCCCUUCAUUAAGUGGGGUGGCUCUCUGAACGCCAAGAGAGGAUGCCCACCUGGCAGGUGCAACCUGGGCCCCUGUCAAAAGGAAGCAAUGACUCCAUGAGGACUUUCCUUGGGUCAGCGAUCACUGAAGCUGAGCUGCCUUUUCCUUUCCAGGCAACCGGGCUCCUCUAAAUGGGUGCUUUACUUUUAUUGACGUGCCAAACCAACGCUCUGUGUGGGGCAACUCCUGGCUUCACCGCUUCCCGCCACCCCCGGGAGGAAAGCGCUGCCUUCCUGCCAGUCCACUCUGUUCACCUGACAGUAUUUCAUUCUUGAGCCCUGAGUCUUAUUUGGGGACACCUGGCGCAGGUGAGCCAUCUUGGCGGGUCUUGCUGUCUUCAGAAACGGCUGCGAUGCCCUUGUGUGAUUCAGCAUAUGGGCAGAGUUGGCCUCAUCCCCACUUCAACCCAAGGGGUGCAAAGUGCUUUCUUUGAGGUGGGGGGGGCUGCACCCACAGGGCAUGCCCCCCCAAGCCCUCCUGAUUGUAGACCCCUUUGGCAUUGUCGUGAAACUCAAACCCGUCGUGCCCGUUGCGUCUUUCCUUCCCUCGGCUUUCCUCUUGGUCUCCUUCCAUAUCUCGGGUUCUGCCAACCAACGCUUUGUCUCUGAGAAGGUUCCCUCGGGAGAGCCUGCAACUAGUCGAAAUGUUAUAAAGUGCUUUUUGAAGCAGCAGCAUAUUGGGGUAUCUACUCUGUUUUAUUAAAAAAAAUGCUAUUUUCUUACUUCUAGCUGUGCUACAGUGUACAUAAUUUGAGUAAGACCAUAGGAAAUCCACUUUAAGCUUGGUGUUGUAAAGUUAACACACGAUUAACUUACCUUUAUAAUGUUAAAAGUUUAGGUUUUGUUCCUGUCGGUUGUUUAACGACAGAAUUAUUUCUUCCCUGCUGGAUUUUUUUUUAAGAGGCCAUCACCUGAAAACAGCCUUAGUCUUCAGGGACAAGGAUCACCUCUGCAGCCACAGGACAGCCAGGGUGCCUGCUGAAUUUUCUUCCCCGCGGCUUUGUGGUAGGGGAAGGCUUGUCGAGAGAGACCUGUUGCCUCUCGUCCUUCUCCAGUCUGGGUGCUCCAGAUGUGCUGGGCUGCUCUUCCCAUCACUCAAGGUUGGCUGCAACAAAGCACAUCUGAUGGGUGGCCAGAAGGCCAGGCGGUCAACAAUGGCGUUGGGGUUGGCCUCCCCUCCUUCGCUUGAGCAGAGCAGGCCGCUUGCAAAGCAGGGGCCCUCAGAAGCCAGACCUCCUUAGUUUUGAGCGCUGAAGCCCAACCUGGAGUGGCUCCCUGCCUGUUGGACUGGGGUCUAGACUUCUGGCCCUUCUUCGGGGGGCGGGGGGGGGAGGCCCUUGGACUUUGCUCGUCGUAGGAUCCAAAUAUGACUUUCCCUCCCCCUGUUCCUGGCUUCCUGCCCCUGUCCUGGGAAGAGCAGGCAGCCUGUCCUUUCAUUGCCCCCUUCUUCUCCCCCAUUUUAAGGGUUUUUAUGUAUUACCUGCCCGGUUCCACCUUCAGGCUCCUGUGCUGCAUGUGAGAUCAGAAAAAAUAAACCUCUGUAUAGUACUUGUAUAAUACUUGCCAGCUUUUUUUUAAUAAAUGGGGUAUGUACAUGUACCAAA
Messenger RNA from Ahaetulla prasina, 3838 nucleotides. RefSeq names its product RAB8B, member RAS oncogene family (gene RAB8B). Gene Ontology annotation, biological process: protein localization to plasma membrane; protein secretion; cellular response to insulin stimulus. Bases 500 to 1123 code for a protein of 207 amino acids. The transcript is spliced from 8 exons. Lineage: Eukaryota; Metazoa; Chordata; Lepidosauria; Squamata; Colubridae. Gene Ontology annotation, molecular function: GTP binding; GTPase activity. The record is from RefSeq and is a predicted model, not a curated record. Gene Ontology annotation, cellular component: plasma membrane; endosome; synaptic vesicle.